AUGAAGAAACUCCGGAUCCCUCUCUCUUGUGGACGCUUUGUGACUGUUUUCUCCAUCUAUGCUCCCACACUCUCAGCAAAUGAAGAAAAUAUCCAUGCAUUCUAUGAGGAACUUAGAAGUAGUAUCCUCUCAGUCCCUCUGAAUGAGAAGUUGGUUGUGCUCGGCGACUUCGAUGCACGUGUUGGCAGCGACAAUAGUGCUUGGAAUAUACUUGGGCGGUAUGGAAUAGGUAAGGUGAACAAAAAUGGCUUACACCUGCUACAAAUGUGCUCUGAACUAGGGUUGGCUGUUGGGAACACAUUUUUGCCCCAUAAGCUGAAACAUAAAGUCACCUGGAUUCAUCCAAAAUCAAAGCAAGGUCACAUUAUUGACCUUGUAUUAACUCGGAUAUCUGACCUACAGGAUUUGUGUAGUCUCAGAGUAUUGCGAGGAGCUGAUUGUGAUACUGAUCACAAAAUGGUUAGGGCUAAGUUCAAAUUCAGGGUUCGUACAAGAAAGCGCAGUGCAGGUGUGCAAGUCCCCCAAAGAAUUUAUGUAGGACAACAUAAACAGCCACAGGUCUCACAGCUAUUUCGGGAUAGAGGCAGUAAUAUUUAUUUUGAAGGUUCAUGGCAAUCUUUUCGAGAAGGAUUAUAUAAGGCUGGAGCGGAUGUGCUGGGUUUUAAGAGGAGACAACAUAGAGAUUGGUUUGACUCCAAUGAUGCAAUGGUAAAUGAGCUACUGGCAACGAAGAGGUCUACUUAUGAAAAACUUCUUAACCCAAACAUUAAGGGCAAAGAAAAACUAGAAAAGGUAUACAGAGCGCAGAAAGCAGAACUGCAAAAGGAAUUAAGGAGGCUCAAAAAUACCUGUUGGAGCAAUUUGUCUGAGGGAAUACAGGCAUCUUAUGAAAGGAAAGACAUUAAAAACUUGUACGGCUUAUUUCGACAAGCUUUUGGACCGCAGUCCUCAACGUAUGUGCCCUUGAAAUCAAAAGACGGAAAUGAGGUUAUUAAGUGUCUUCCUGGAAUAAUGAGCAGAUGGCGGGAGCAUUUUGCGGAACUUUUCCAUAAUCCAUCUGUAGUGAACAUGGAUGUCAUAAAUAAUAUCCCCCAAAGAGUGAUAAUGCAACACAUGGACGAUGCGCCUUCCAUUGAAGAAGUAAAACUGGCAAUACGGAAACUGAGAUCCAACAAAGCUCCUGUGCUGGAUGGUAUUCCAGCUGAAAUUCUGAAAGCAGGUGGGGAUCACAUAUCCUCCGAAAUUCAUAGCCUGUUGUGUCAAGUUUGGACUGAGUCCUCUGUGCCACAGGAAUGGAUAAACGUCAUUCUAAUCCCUAUAUAA
Octopus bimaculoides (California two-spot octopus) is the source of this 1323-nucleotide messenger RNA. RefSeq lists its product as uncharacterized. Lineage: Eukaryota; Metazoa; Mollusca; Cephalopoda; Octopoda; Octopodidae. The record is from RefSeq and is a predicted model, not a curated record.